Molecule: messenger RNA, 1339 nt
Organism: Chlorocebus sabaeus (green monkey)
Lineage: Eukaryota; Metazoa; Chordata; Mammalia; Primates; Cercopithecidae
Source: RefSeq, a predicted model, not a curated record
GGGGCGGGGGCGCGCUUCCAGGCACAGCCCGGCACCAGGGGCCGCCCCCGCCGUCCCUCUGCCCCAAGCUUCCCCACUCCGGGCUUGGAAGCCCCGAGGAUGCCGUCUCUUGGCUCCAUUACGGCACCUCUGGGUGGAAAGGAGCCCGCCUCACGCUACGGAUCCCAGGCAGUAAAACGCAGGCCCAAGGAAAUUCGGAGAAGUCGAAACAUAAACGUAUCGGGAUUGAGAUUCUCUUGCGGCCCCCCCCCCCAUAACCCCCGUGCCUCCAAGAAAGCCCCUGAGGGACGGUGGCGAGCAGGCACCUACGGAACAGUGUUCAAGGCCAAAAACCGGGAGACUCAUGAGAUCGUGGCUCUGAAACGGGUGAGGCUGGAUGACGAUGAUGAGGGUGUGCCGAGUUCUGCCCUCCGGGAGAUCUGCCUACUCAAGGAGCUGAAGCACAAGAACAUCGUCAGGCUUCAUGAUGUCCUGCACAGUGACAAGAAGCUGACUUUGGUUUUUGAAUUCUGUGACCAGGACCUGAAGAAGUAUUUUGACAGUUGCAAUGGUGACCUUGAUCCUGAGAUUGUAAAGUCCUUCCUCUUCCAGCUACUGAAAGGCCUGGGAUUCUGUCAUAGCCGCAAUGUGCUACACAGGGACCUGAAGCCCCAGAACCUGCUAAUAAACAGGAAUGGGGAGCUGAAAUUGGCUGAUUUCGGCCUGGCUCGAGCCUUUGGGAUCCCUGUCCGCUGUUACUCAGCUGAGGUGGUCACACUGUGGUACCGCCCACCGGAUGUCCUCUUUGGGGCCAAGCUGUACUCCACGUCCAUCGACAUGUGGUCAGCCGGCUGCAUCUUUGCAGAGCUGGCCAAUGCUGGGCGGCCUCUUUUUCCCGGCAAUGAUGUUGAUGACCAGUUGAAGAGGAUCUUCCGGCUGCUGGGGACGCCCACCGAGGAGCAGUGGCCCUCUAUGACCAAGCUGCCAGACUAUAAGCCCUACCCGAUGUACCCGGCCACAACAUCCCUGGUGAACGUUGUGCCCAAACUCAAUGCCACGGGGAGGGACCUGCUGCAGAACCUUCUGAAGUGUAACCCUGUCCAGCGUAUCUCAGCAGAAGAGGCCCUGCAGCACCCCUACUUCUCUGACUUCUGCCCGCCCUAGGCCCCAGGAUCCCCGGCCUCCAGGCUGGGGCCUGGCCUAUUUAAGCCCCCUCUUGGGAGGGGCAAGAUGGUGGGGGUGCCCCGUGUGCUGUGCUCCAGCUGUGCUGGGCCCAGCUGGGGUGGGUUGCCUGAGCCUAAGUUUCUCACUCCCUUUGUGGACUUUAUUUAAUUUCAUAAAUUGGCUCCUUUCCCACAGU